AGUGAAGGUUGGGGAGAGGAAGCAAAGACAAAAUUUUUAGAAAUGGUAAAUAAUAAAGCUGUUUCAAUGACUGUAUUUAGAGAAGAGGAUGGUGUUCUCAUUGUGGAUUUGAGAAAACCUCCAUUUAAUAAAAUAAGCAAUAACAUGCCAGUGUCUCUCAAGGAUGCUUUAGUUUUUUUAGACUUGGCAAGGUUUAGAUCACAGCUUCCUGGUCAGCUGGAAAAGAAAACCAUCUUGCAAUAUAGUCCGCAUAAGAUGCCACAAGAAAGAGAAGUCUCUGUCAUAGUUUGUCACGUUAAUAGUCCAAGUGAUUUCUAUCUCCAGUUGAGAAAUAGCCAGGAUUUCUUCGCUCUUUCAAAGAAGAUUCAGGAGGAGUAUAAGCAUGAGUACGGGAAAAACUUGGAAAUUGUCUGCCCAAUUGAAGGCCAAGCCUGUAUUGCAAAACAAGAAGAUGGAAGUUGGUGCAGAGCACAGAUUAUAGGGCUGCCAAGUUAUGAAGAAGUUACCAUAAAAUAUGUUGACUUUGGCAGUGUUGCUAACGUAACUCUUGAAGAUAUACGCAGAAUAAAAAGGAAGUUUCUGAGCCUUCCAGAACAGGCAAUCAGGUGCAGACUGGCUUGCAUUGAGCCUUACAAAGGGGCUGCUGAGUGGAACAAAGAAGCCAAGGAAAGAUUUAAACAAAUAACUGAAGAUAAACUUAUGCUGUGUACAGUUUUUGAAAUUUUAGACAAUAACAUCCUAUCUGUUGAACUCUUGGGCUCCUCUGCUCUUCAUGGAAGAAACUUCAGUAUUAACUGCCAGCUAGUUGAAGAAAACCUAGCAUCCUACGUAUCUGGGCAUACUCUAAGUACUGCUGUAAGGCCCAAUGAAAUAUGGGAUUUACCUCUAGAAGUUCCUGAAACCUUGGAAUCUUUAAAUCCCAUAGACUUGGAAUCUGUAGAUGAAGGAGAUUUCAAAUCCCUUUCUCAGAAAGAGCUACAAGCAACAGUUAGUCAUGUUGUAUCUCCUAGUAAAAUUUUUAUACGAUGGCUCUCAUCAGAAUGUAUACUGAAAAGUUUACAGGAGAAGAUGGCUACCAUCUACAAAGAAUCCCAGCCACAGACAGUAAAGUGGGAGAGUAGUAUGCACUGUGCUGUUUAUCUACAAGAUUUGAAACAGUGGCAAAGAGGUUGCAUCAGCAGGACUGUGUCUGAAACAAGUGCAGAGGUAAUACUUUAUGAUUCUGGAGCUGAAGAAACAGUGGAUAUCAGCUGUCUAAGAGAACUUGAGGAAAAUAUGAAGACAAUUAGGAUAUUAGCAGUAGAAUGUUCCUUGACAGAUCUAAGACCAACAGGUGGAAGCACGCAGUGGACAUCGACAGUCUGCGAGUUUUUAUCAUAUUACCUAACAGAGGCACAAGUAAAAAUAAUCAUACAGGACAGUGAUGUGGCUUGUGUGUUACCUGUGAAAAUUCUUUGCAAGGAUGAAACGGGACAAUUCAUUGAUAUUUCAGAACACCUUGUUAAAAAGGGUUUGGCUCUUAGAAAGAGAAGAACUGAUAAAGCUGGUGUGGCUUGCUUGGUGUCCAAGGAACAUCUUACAGUACGCUCGGAGCAAGAGAACACACAGGUGGAUGGUUGUAGUUCCAAAACCCCAUGUGGAAGGACCAGUGCUGUUGCAGAGGAAAACAUUGCUGUUUCAGAGAGUCAACAAAAAUCCUGCAAAACAUACAAGUCACUGCAUUGUUCAGGAAUGAAUGAAGUUUAUAAAUCCCCCAUUAUUCCUGAAGCAAAAAUAUUUCAAGCCAGAGUGAGUUACGUUGGACGUGAUGGAACUAUUUAUGUAAUACCUAAAGCAUUUGAAACUGCACUAAACAAGUUGAUGACUGAAAUACAAAGUAAUUUCAAAUGCCUUGGUCUUCUGGAACCCUAUUGCUGGAAAGUUGGAGAGGCUUGUGUUGUAAGAGGACCAGAUACCACGUGGUAUCGAGGUAAAGUUGUAGGAGUCAGUAUUGGUACUGUCCAGGUACAGUACAUAGACCAUGGUUGCACAGAGAGAAUUCCUCCGUUUCAUCUGUAUCCCACUACACUGUAUACUGGUAUUCCUCCAUUUUGCAUGCCAUGUCAGCUCCACAAGAUGGUACCAAUUGGAAAUUUUUGGCAACAGGAUGCAGUAGAUUGUCUUCAAGAACUACUUACAGAUGAAGAGGUUGAAAUACAUGUUCAGGAGUUACCAGAUAACCCAUCGGGCAAAGUGUCCAUCAACCUGUAUUUUGGUGGAAUCUCACUUUCUUCCUUCAUGGCAUUUCUUAAGUUCUGUGUUGCUGAAGAUUGUGAGGACAUAGCAGAGCUGGAGCUACUUGAAGGAAACAUUCCUGUUCUGCCUUCAUAUGCGUUGCCACCACUACCUGUCCCAGGAGAUUCCUUUCCUGUUACAGUUACCCAUUUGGUGUCCCCUCAGGAGGUGUAUAUUUGCCUUACGAAGCCGUCUGCAGCAGAGGGAGAUGCCAACUGUGACUUGAUGUUGGAGAGCCUUGACGAAGCUCUGAGGUGGUGUAAUAAAAUUGUGGCGUGUCUUCCUCUUCUAACACACUUCCAACCAGAAAUGCCUUGCCUUGUAGAAUACCAGGAUGGUUUAUGGUAUAGAGCAAAGGUCCUCUCUGUUAAAGAAUCAGACCCUGUUAAGACCGUGGUUCAAUUUGUUGACUAUGGUAAUUUUGCAGUUGUCCCAACAAGCAGAUUGCGUCACAUACCUUAUUACCUGCUGAAGUAUCCUGUUCAGGCAGUACGAGCAAUGUUGGCUGGAUUUAAACCUGCUCUAUCAGACAAAAACGUGGAAAGACUUCCUUAUCGCCCAGAAUGGAGUAUGAAAGCACUGUGGGCUAUGAUGGAGUGUCUUGAAGGAAGACAGCUCUCUGCUUCCAUGCUUGCUCUUUCACCAGAGGUCACCAUUUGUUUGUAUGAUGAUGACAAAAAUCUAAUUCAUAUGAAACUGAUAGAAAUGGGACUUGCAGAUUUGGAUGAGUGA
Messenger RNA from Apaloderma vittatum (bar-tailed trogon), 3006 nucleotides. RefSeq names its product ring finger protein 17 (gene RNF17). The annotation marks the transcript as partial. The record is from RefSeq and is a predicted model, not a curated record. The transcript has 21 exons. NCBI's taxonomy places the organism in Eukaryota, Metazoa, Chordata, Aves, Trogoniformes, Trogonidae.